This is a messenger RNA of Zygotorulaspora mrakii, 843 nucleotides long. RefSeq lists its product as uncharacterized. The transcript has a single exon. Bases 1 to 843 code for a protein of 280 amino acids. Lineage: Eukaryota; Fungi; Ascomycota; Saccharomycetes; Saccharomycetales; Saccharomycetaceae. The record is from RefSeq and is a predicted model, not a curated record.
AUGGUACACUUCAAGUUAAACUCUUUAUUGUCAAUAGGACUCAGUGCUGCUUACUUGUUCUCCCUGAUGGGAUUACCUGAGGUGAGCUGUAAGAAUAUUGCGGAUUUAACCCCUUAUAAGGACGAAAAUGGUAAAAUACAUUUGAUGGUGGAUGAAAAUCAUUUGGGAAAGAGAGACGCUGUUAGGCCACUACUAGCCCUUGAAGACAUUAUUAAUGGGGAAAAAUUACUGUCAAAGAGGGAACCGGUAGAUCCCAAGAGUUUUUUUGAGCCGGAUGGAGAUAACUUCAAAGGUGGCCAAAAAAAUUUCGCUGGCGACGUGAUGAUAAUGGAUUUGAACUCCAAACUACCAACUUUGAGAGAAAUCUCAAUUUUCUAUGAAUAUAUGAGAAACGAUAUAGUUUUUUCGCAAAAGUUGGGCGACGACAAUGCUGAUCUGAUCGUGAUUGCUCCAAAAAAUGAUGCUAUCUCUAGAUUAGGACUCAAGCCAUGGCAGUUUCCCAAAAAUAUUGAAAACAUGGAGGAUGACGGCGCUUUAGAAGCUGAUAUUCAAAGUGCUAUCGAGAAUAACAUUCAGGAGUUUGUCAGGUCACACAUAGUCGACUAUGAUGACAGCAAAUCAGCUAAUUUUGAGGAAUUACGUUGCACAAUUUUGAAAAGUGUUGCAAUGGAGCAAUCAAAUGAUGAAGGCAGUGGUGAUAUUUUGCUUAAGAAAGAGAACGAUCAGUUUUAUAUUGCUUCAAUUAGGGAUGAGGAGUUUCAUUUAGUGGAGAAGGUCGAAACUGGAGCUAAUGGCGUCAUUUUGAUCGUUGACACUUGCUUAGUUUUCCCUCAAAAUGUUUGA